Molecule: messenger RNA, 1655 nt
Organism: Bursaphelenchus okinawaensis
Lineage: Eukaryota; Metazoa; Nematoda; Chromadorea; Rhabditida; Aphelenchoididae
Source: the annotation of a GenBank genome assembly
AUGAAGGUAGUAGGCCUGAUCUCCGGCGGAAAAGACAGUCUCUACAACUUGUAUCUGGCCAAAAAGAAUGGUCAUGAGCUGGUAUGUCUUGCCAACCUUCACCCUCCCCCGGGCGAAUCAGAAAUCGACUCUUACAUGUAUCAGUCAGUCGGAGCCGAAGGAAUCAAAGCCAUGGCCGCCGCCCUUCAAUUGCCAUUGUACAGAAAAGAAAUUAAGGGAAAACCGAUGAACACGACCAAUGAAUACCGUGAACUACAAGGUGACGAGGUUGAGGACUUGUUUUGUCUACUCAGCACGAUUCAGAAUCAGAACCCGGAGAUUGAAGGUAAGGUUUUUAAUUUUUUUUUGGAUUUUAGGAAGCAAAAGUGAUUGGAAUGGUAGAUUAUGGAGCUUAUAAUUAUUAUAAGGGUUAUCAAUAACUAUUUAUGAUGAACUAGAUAACUCUUGCAUUUUCAGCCGUUUCAUGUGGAGCCAUCCUGAGUCAGUAUCAAAAAUCUCGUCUGGACAAUGUUUGUCAACGAUUAGGCCUAAAAACCUUGUGUUAUUUGUGGGGCAGAGACCAAGCCGAACUUCUGGAUGACAUGAUACAAGAUGGCAUCGAUGCGAUCAUCAUCAAGGUAGCUUCAGCUGGUUUAACCACCAAACAUCUUGGCAUGACUCUCAAAGAAGUAUGUGUUUCUUUUUUCUGAUUUUUGAAGUUUUAGAGACGAUUAAUUAGAUUUAGCUCAUUUGAAUAGCUAUAAUAUACGUUAUUCUUGACUUUCUUAGUCAAAAGUAACAAAUUAUAAAGGAGAGCACUAUAAUAUCGUUAUACAUACUGUACCUAAAGCCAUUUUUUACAAAACUCCUUGUUUCAGGCCAAAGAACCAUUGCACGAAGCCAACAAGAAGUAUGGUGCCCAUAUUUGUGGCGAAGGUGGAGAAUAUGAAACCUAUGUCAUCGACUCGCCCCUCCAUGAAUCCCGGAUCUCAGUGGACCUUUGUGAAGCGGUCCUGCACGCGGAUAACGCCGUCCAACCCGUCGCUUACCUCAAGCUCAGCAAAGUGACGCUAAUCUCAAAGUAUAACGAUGGUUACUCUUCUUCUGAUAGCAAACCGCCUAGUCAGACGGGCGAAAAGGAUGGGUAGACCGGCCUGGGAUUGAAAAAGAAAAUUUUGGUUUUGAUGAAUGAAAAAUUUCUUUUAAAAUUUUGAUUAAUUUACCAUAAAAUGAUAAAAAAGAUUUUAUAAGGCCAGAAAUGAAGCCAGACAAAACGUCUGGCGUCAGUCCAAGGUCACUCUGCCCAUCUUUUUGCUAUAUUAAUGUGCCACAAAAGUCUUGUCGUUUUUAAAGCUGCAAACCUUAUCCAUUUGACGACAAUACUUUUGUUUCACCUUAAUCUUCAAAUAUAUAUCAUGAACUUGAUAUAUACUUGACUAUAUUAUCUAUAUAACACGAUAUAUAUUUAUAUAAUCUUAAUAACAUUUAUCUAACACUAAGUUGUCCAGCUUAUAUUGUUCUUCUUCAGAAACUCAACCGUGUCUGAUAAUCAGCCUGAUGACCCGUCUCCGUCUAAGACCGUGUCCUCGCAACGCCCUCUCCAACUGCCCAAACUCCCCACCGGACAGUCCAGCGGCGGUGGCGGAGGAUGCUCGGCGGCCUCGUCUCAAGGCUAA